Dermacentor silvarum is the source of this 4155-nucleotide messenger RNA. RefSeq names its product endochitinase-like. Bases 210 to 3539 code for a protein of 1109 amino acids. Gene Ontology annotation, biological process: chitin catabolic process; carbohydrate metabolic process. The record is from RefSeq and is a predicted model, not a curated record. The transcript is spliced from 18 exons. Gene Ontology annotation, molecular function: chitinase activity; chitin binding. Gene Ontology annotation, cellular component: extracellular region. Lineage: Eukaryota; Metazoa; Arthropoda; Arachnida; Ixodida; Ixodidae.
GAGUGUAUAGCUUAAUACCAGCGACAUGUGCAGCACCUUUUCUACGUGGCAUUUUAAUAGCGAUAUCAGUGCUCGCCCACCAGCACCAGUUCGCCCAUCGAUGACGUGCGCUGUGGAGCUGUUUUAGAAUGUACGCCCGAUAUUUUGGUUAAAAAUUUUACGACUGUGUUUUUUUUUGGAACCGCAGCAUCGAUUAUAGCGCUUCAGCUAUGGUUCCCGGAUUACGUUUGGCUGCUUGCAUUUUUCUCCUGACUGGAGCCGCUGCGACGGCUCAGAAGCCCAACUUCUACACCUUCUGCUUCUGGGACGGCUUCUCCCGUUGGCGGCCUGAGCCUUACAAAUCCACCGUUCGCGACAUCCCCGCCGAACUCUGCAACGCAGUCGUCUACUCACACGUGACCGUCAACGAAAAGAAUGGCUGGAUCAAGCUCACCGAUAAGGAGCUCACGCUCGAUCCGGAGGCAAAAUCGGAUGCCAAUUCCUUCUUCUACAACCCUAUCUGGCUUCUGCCACCGCACAGAGUCUUCGCCCAGCUUAGGGGCCUCAAAGAUCGCAACCCAAAGCUGAAGCUGCUUCUUGCUGUGGGCGGCCCUCACGACCCAGUGGAAAAGUACUGGCAGCUCUUUCCAGAAGUGCACCUCUGGAAGGACAUGACGGAGAGCCUGGCGCAGUGGCUCAAUACGUACGACUUCGAUGGCGUCGUCCUAGACUUCUUUUCGGGGUCCGCGUCGCUUCAGGAUUCGACCCGCAGUUGGGACAACGCCCGCUACAUCCAUCCAUUCGUUAGGCAAAUCAACUACGGUCUGACAGAGCAUCGCAAGAACUGGACUAUCACGUUCACGCUACCAGUUUUUGACAGCACCACUCACCACCUGUUCGACAUCGAGAAGCUGACGCAAGAAGUCAACUUUUUCUUGGUUAAAACAAGUGACUGCCUGGAAUUUCCAAAGGGAGCAUUUUUAAAUGUAACAAGGACCAUGGACAUGACAGAUAUUGACAGGGCGGAGCUCAUAGUAGAGAAAGGUGCCCCACGCCAGCGAAUAGUGCUUGACAUUCCGCUGUCCGGUCGAACAUACACUGCGGUGGCUGCGACCUCCUCCGGCGUUCACACCGUAUUCCCGGGUCACAGUGGGCCCUACACGAAGCUACAGGGUUUUCUCGCAUUUUUCGAGUUGUGCAGCCACAUCAAGAAUGGCUGGAAGCGAGAACGCUUCGGUGAAGAGGCCUGCUCGUUCCUCAAGCAGGCGGACGAGUACGUGGCCUACGAAGAUGAUGACAGCAUACGCCGCAAGGCGAGAAUGGUAAUGGGACGCCAGUACCGCGGAGCCGCGGUCAGGUCUGUGGACCUCGGCGACUACACCGGAAGCUGCGAGCAGAAGUCGCAUCUCCUGAAGGCGCUUCGUUCAACCUUGGACAUCACCGAUUACUACGUGCACUUCUACUACGACCCACCGAACACGACUUGGUGGGAGGAGGUGCAACGACAGAGAAAAAAUGCCACCACUGAGCCACCACCCGUCGCGAAGCAUUCGACGGCAACAGCUGCGACCGCUGGACCAACCACGCAAGCGGCGUCAACAACGGAAUCGCUCAUGUCACGAGCGCUUCGGGAAGGUGGACGUUUUCUAUGGGAUUUGGUCGGAAAACAAUUUGGCACUAACUCAGGGUCAAACACUCCGGGUCAAGCAGCGCCACCUACCACGCAGGCAUUCAUUCCGAGCGCAACGGUGGAGCAUUCGACGACAACAGCUGCGACUCCUGGAGCAACCACGCAAGCGGCGUCAACAACGGAUUCUCUUAUGUCACGAGCGCUUCGGGAAGGUGGACGUUUUCUAUGGGAUUUGGUCGGAAAACAAUUUGGCACUAACUCAGGGUCAAACACUCCGGGUCAAGCAGCGCCACCUACCACGCAGGCAUUCAUUCCGAGCACAACGGUGGAGCAUUCGACGACAACAGCUGCGACUCCUGGAUCAACCACGCAAGCGGCGUCAACAACGGAUUCUCUUAUGUCACGAGCGCUUCAGGAAGGUGGACGUUUUCUAUGGGAUUUGCUCGGAAAACAAUUUGGCGCUAACUCCGGGUCAAGCCCUCCGAGUCAAGCAGCACCACCUACCACUCAGGCAUUCAUUCCGAGCGCAACGGUGGAGCAUUCGACGACAACAGCUGCGACUCCUGGAGCAACCACGCAAGCGGCGUCAACAAAUUCGCUCAUGUCACGAGCGCUUCAGGAAGGUGGACGUUUUCUAUGGGACUUGCUCAAAAAACAACUUGGCACUAACUCCGAUUCAACCACUCCGGGUAAAGCAGCGCCACCUACCACGCAGGCAUUCAUUCCGAGCGCAACGGAGGAGCAUUCGACGACAACAGCUGCGACUCCUGGAGCAACCACGCAAGCGGCGUCAACAACGGAUUCGCUCAUGUCACGAGCGCUUCAGGAAGGUGGACGUUUUCUAUUGGAUUUGAUCGGAAAACAAUUUGGCACUAACUCCGGGUCAAACACUCCGGGUCAAGCAGCGCCACCUACCACGCAGGCAUUCAUUCCGAGCGCAACGGAGGAGCAUUCGACGACAACAGCUGCGACUCCUGGAGCAACCACGCAAGCGGCGUCAACAACGGAUUCGCUCAUGUCACGAGCGCUUCAGGAAGGUGGACGUUUUCUAUGGGAUUUCAUCGGAAAACAAUUUGGCACUAACUCAACCACUCCGGGUGAAGCAGCGCCACCUACCACGCAGGCAUUCCUUCCGAACGCAACGGAGGAGCACUCGACGGCAACAGCUGCGACUCCUGGAGCAACCACGCAAGCGGCGUCAACAACGGAUUCGCUCAUGUCACGAGUCACUCAGGGUCCAGCAGCGCCACCCACCACUCAGGCGUUCAUUCCGAGUCCAACGGAGGAGCAUUCGACGACAACAGCUGCGACUCCCGGAGCAACCACGCAAACGGCGUCAACAACGGAUUCGCUCAUGUCACGAGCGCAUCAGGACGGUGGGCGUUUUCGAUGGGACUUGCUCGGAGAACAAUUUCGCACUCACUCCGGAUCAAGCAUUCCGGGUCAAGCAGCGCCACCUACCGCGCAACCGACCACAUCGACCGAUAAAAGCAGUGACGCUCUGUUCGUGACGGCGCCUGGCCCGUCUACGACGCCAACGAAGAGUCCAACGCCUGAAGUCAGAACGUUGCCUGCGCCGCCUACUACGCCAUCGGUUCCUUCAGAGACUGAAGUCGAGGCUUCGUCUGCCCAGGCUACAACGCUGUCGGAGCCUCCAACGGCCAAAGUCCAGACGUCGUUUGCCCCGCCUACUAAGCCAUCGGAUCGUCCUACGCCUGUAGUAGUGCCGGUAACAAUGAAGAAUGAAGGCGACCUCUGCAAAGGUGUCAAAAGCCACAAACUUUUGCCUCAUAACUCGGAUUGCGCCAAGUACUAUCAGUGCGUCCAUUCUUCUCCGAUCCUGCGAACUUGCGCGCAAAGCACCAUUUUCGACAUCGAGCGGCAGACCUGUAACUGGCCGGCGCUCGCGAACAGGCCCGAGUGCCUCUGAAGAGCGCCUUUGUACCUUUGCUCGGCGCGGGCGUUUUCAUACGAGCACUACAGUACAUUGAAUGUCCAAUAAAGUCAAUUAGUUCAGUUCUAAGUGCUCUUAUACGAACGCAACAUUUCAUGCGCAAUCUAGGACAUCAGCUAAGUUUCAGCAAAUUUUAUCGGGUGGAUAUCCACACUCUACGCCAGGCAUCGUUCCUAACACUCACUUCGUAGGGCCAUGUUCUAACCGUUUACGUCGGCUGUACGUCCUAGAUAGAUACGCCAAUCUGCUGGUUUUAAAGGGCCCCUCAGGAGGUCUGGCCAUGCUGAGCUUACACAAGCGCAGUGCAUACAAUGCGCGCUAGUGAUUGCGUCUGCCAAGUAUUACAUCACUAAGCGUCGCGGAAAGAGCUGAAAUUUCAAACCAAACGCCUGUGGGCGUUCCCCUCGCAGGCGCUGCGCUCCCAGCCGAAGAGUGACGCACAUAUCGGAACUGCGCUACGUACAUCGCGGUGCUGUGACGUCACUCUCAGUGACACGUGACUUCGAGAAUUAUUCAAGGCAACAUCAGUUAUUUGUUUAAUCUGUUGCUUCAAAAUAUGAAUUAAAGUUUACAGAAAUAAUAAAACAAACAA